Protomyces lactucae-debilis is the source of this 1143-nucleotide messenger RNA. RefSeq lists its product as uncharacterized. NCBI's taxonomy places the organism in Eukaryota, Fungi, Ascomycota, Taphrinomycetes, Taphrinales, Protomycetaceae. Bases 308 to 946 code for a protein of 212 amino acids. The record is from RefSeq and is a predicted model, not a curated record. The transcript has a single exon.
GGGAAUGUGCUGACUGGUGACCGAGGGGCCGAUGAAGUCGGUAGCGAGAGGGGACAGGAGCUGAGCGUGCAGAAAUACAGGCGUCUACAGCGGCAGUACUGGAUCUCUGCUGGUUUGCAGAUUGUACAGAGCUGUUCCGUUUGCUCGAGAUAGUUGGCGCAGUCUCAGGACGCGAAAUCGUUUGCAUGGUUGGUCGGGUCCUAUCGCUAGCUCGCAAGACGCGUGGUAGAGAGGGUAGACAAGCGUUGUGUUGUAUACAAGAGAAGUCGACCAUGAGUUGUUUCAUGAGAUCCUCCAGGGGUGACUCAUGAUGACUUUUUCCAGUGCUACGCACCCAACGCUGCCUAUAAGAUCUGGAAAGGGCGUCGAAGGACUUCGUACAAGGCAAAUCAUGUUUAUCCCCAUCAAACUCACGUUCUCUGGGUUCUUCGGCGCAAAGCUCCUUCAGUAUACGUCGUGUAUUGUCCUUAACGGCGCGACAGGUGCUGCUUGUAUGGUCUUAGAUACAUGGGUCGGGACGGGCAUUCUGCGUAGAACGGGUCAUGCAGGCUACGGGCCUCUAGAGGCGCAUCAAUACGCUAAUGCCGCACUGAUAGGCAUUCCUGCUGGAGUUGCCUGGUACUAUGCAACCCAGGUUGUCGAAGCUGUGAUCCCGGAACUUGGCGAGAAGCCGACGACGCAGACAGGACGUUUGCUCAAGUCUUUGACGCAGUGUGUUCUGAGUACAGGCCUAGCCACACUGGUUGGCUUUGUGGCGGCGAGAGCAGCUGAGCAUCGCGGUGAUGACCACUAUCUUGCGGCAAGUCAUGGCGCAGCUGCCUCGGCGACGGGUGAGGUGGUCGUGGCGGCUAUCUGGCUGGUUGUUCUAUACGUUAUCGUUGGCUGCUGCGCAUGCUGCAUCACAUCAGCUCAACCUGACCGCCGCGAAGCUUUCAGUAUGGUCUAGUCAGAUCGCCUCGGGCGUAGCUGUGACCUACACGUUCCGAGUAACGUCCAACGAUGUGAGCUGCGACCUCACGACUUGGAGCAUCGAUCAGAUGACACGUAAUCAAGUACGUGCUGUCACUGCUCUGCUGGCCACUCCUUUGUAUACUCUCUGCUUCCCUUUUCCAUACUUCAAGCUCUUCUGCAAUCAUGACUCAC